Messenger RNA from Tupaia belangeri chinensis (Chinese tree shrew), 1578 nucleotides. RefSeq names its product reeler domain containing 1 (gene REELD1). The transcript has 6 exons. Gene Ontology annotation, cellular component: membrane. The coding region runs from base 1 to 1578 and encodes 525 amino acids. The record is from RefSeq and is a predicted model, not a curated record. Lineage: Eukaryota; Metazoa; Chordata; Mammalia; Scandentia; Tupaiidae.
AUGACCGUCCAGGCUGCCUUCACAGGCUGGGCUUGUACCACCCUCUGCCUGGCUUCCUGCUCGUCCGCCUUCUCCCACGGCGCCAGUACGGUGGCCUGUGAGGACAUGCAGCCCAGGCACAUUCUAGCCCAGCCUCAGGACCCCGGGACCCACCACAUCACCAUCCACACCAGCAGGUCUUCCUACUCGCCAGGUGAAGAGGUUCCAGUGACUGUGAGGAGCAGCCGCGAUUUCAUGGGCUUCCUGCUUCAGGCCUGGAGCGUGUCUCAUCACCGAACGGCUGGCACUUUUGUGCUCAUUCCUCCUCGUUCCAAACUGAUGACUUGUUUUGAAGAGGCGGAUGCGGUCACCCACUCGGACAAGUCCCGGAGGAGAAGCCUGGCAUUUGUGUGGAAGGCCCCUGCCCGGCCGGUGGGGGGCAUCAGAUUCCUUGUAUCAGUAGUCCAGUCAUACUUCAUUUACUGGGCGAGGAUUGAAUCGUCUGUCGUGUCUCAGCUGACACACAGCAGAGCCCGUUCUGACACUGGCGCGGAGCCCGGGUCACUGAUGCCCCUCCCUGGACAGUGGCUGGAUGGUUUUGAAGGAAAUGCCCCAGCCUUCAGCUCUCCCACUGCUCUUCUGGAGACGCCCACAGAUGUCUUUGCUCUUGUCCUUACUGGAGCCACAGAAGAGGACAACCAAGAUCCUUUCCCUGCCGGUAUUGGGGCAAUGGAAUUUCCUGGAGAUGCAGAGACUCUGUUCCAGCCAUCUUUACAUACAACUGCAGGUGGCAAUGGGCAGCAACCCAGCAGGGAUGACAACCCAACUCUAGAACCAUCCCUGGAUGCUCAUGGGGUAGAGAGGCUUGUGGUCCUCAGGAGCAUCUCCUCAGAGGGCUUUGCUUCCAGCUCCAACAUUCAUCACAGGACUCAGGAUGAACCAAGCUUUGAUUCAUUAGAAACUUGCCUGUUAUCAGAUAGGGAUGAACAGGAUAAGAGGGAAACCUCUAACAGGACGGUGACACAGCCAUCUCUCUUUACUGUACAUCUUACCUAUCCUCAGCACCUCUGGUCAUCUGAAGCAUCCACUGGGUAUUGGGCUGGAGUGACCAGCCCAACCCCUACCUUUCAUGCCUCUGGCACAUCCAGGCUACCUGCUGCUGGUGACCAGUCAGAGGAAUCAAGGCCCUCUGCCAGCUUCUUACCUCAGUCAAAGCACAAAGAUGCUAGAGUGGGGAAGGUAAAUGGAAAUGGUGGGGGUGGAUACUCUAAGAAGACCAACCCAAGGCCUGUAACUGGGUCAGAGGGAGCCAGUGUCCCUUCGGGGAUCCAGCUCAGGACUCCCCAGCUGGGAACCCUACUUUGCCUGUCAGCCAUCCUGGGCAUGGCCCUGGCUGCUGGUCUUCGCUACCUGCAUAUUCAGUAUUGUCACAAGCGGAGGGACAUGACCUUCAGGGAGCCUGCUGCAGAUGCUGUUGCCAGUAGUGACUGUGGUGAGACAGUGCAUGUCAGGAAUAUUGGGGAGAGCCAUUUUGUUUUGGUUCAAGCAGAAUACAACUGGAUCAUGCCUUCUGUGGGUAGCAAGAAAACAAUCCUGUGA